GGUCGUCAAGAUUGCGGUUUCCUAUCAAGAACACUCGCAGUCGCUCAGGCUCCCAUUUGCUUCUCUCCAGCAAAGGCAUCAAUGGCAGUCUCUUUCUAUCCUACAAUCUCUUCUGGUCUACCCACCCGGACCGGAUUCGCACAGUCUUCUCUAAGCUGCGGGAGCAAAGUCUCUGUUGGGUUAAGAGUUCAAUCUUCAAAUUUUCGUGGACUUUCUUCAUCUAAUAUAAAUGUUGAAUUUCACAACAAGGUUUAUAGAAGCAUUGAGUCCAGAACUUGUGAGAGUAAACCAACUCGUGGACGAGUUUCCAUGAUGCCCAUUGGAGUGCCAAGAGUGCCUUACCGAAAUAGAGCGGAAGGGACUUGGCAGUGGGUUGACUUGUGGAAUGCUCUUUAUCGUGAACGUGUUAUCUUCAUUGGGCAAACCAUAGAUGAAGAGUUCAGCAACCAAAUAUUGGCCACAAUGCUUUAUCUUGAAAGUAUUGAUGAUUCAAGGAGAUUGUAUAUGUACAUUAAUGGCAAUGGUGGUGAUCUUACUCCGAGCAUGGCCAUCUAUGACACAAUGCAAAGUUUAAGAAACCCUGUUUGUACACACUGUGUGGGAUAUGCCUAUGGUCUGGCUGCAUUUCUUCUUGCAGCUGGGGAGAAGGGUUACCGCACUGCAAUGCCUCUUUCAAAAGUUGGCUUAGAGGCUCCAGCUGGUGCUGUUCGUGGUCAGGCCGAUGACGUACAGAAUGAAACAGAGGAGCUUAUCAGGAUUAAAAAUUACCUUUUCAAGGAGUUGUCUGAGAAGACAGGCCAACCUAUUGAAAAGAUCCAAAAGGACUUGAGCCGGCUGAAGCAUUUCGAUUCCCAAGAAGCUCUUGAAUAUGGUCUUAUAGAUCGGAUAGUUAGGCCUUCAGAUUUCAAGGACGAUUCCGAGAGGAAGGAUUCUACUGUAGGUCUUGGUUAGUUUGUAUGUAGUGUCUGAAUUUACUAAAUUACUGACUUUUUUUAAUGGCUUUUGAACUUGCAAAGUUUAUAAUCUGAUUAGUACACUUGAUGAGUUGUUAUGUUUUUAAUUGAUCCAAAAAUCCCAGCUUGCAUUUCUUGAUUUAGAUAUGAAAGUAAUUCAGUUUGAUAA
Molecule: messenger RNA, 1122 nt
Organism: Ipomoea triloba (trilobed morning glory)
Lineage: Eukaryota; Viridiplantae; Streptophyta; Magnoliopsida; Solanales; Convolvulaceae
Product: ATP-dependent Clp protease proteolytic subunit-related protein 2, chloroplastic
Exons: 9
Coding region: 82-951 (289 amino acids)
Biological process (GO): protein quality control for misfolded or incompletely synthesized proteins
Cellular component (GO): endopeptidase Clp complex
Molecular function (GO): ATPase binding; ATP-dependent peptidase activity; serine-type endopeptidase activity
Source: RefSeq, a predicted model, not a curated record